Messenger RNA from Ornithorhynchus anatinus (platypus), 4335 nucleotides. It is a transcript of the gene PDP1, whose product is annotated as pyruvate dehydrogenase phosphatase catalytic subunit 1. Bases 7 to 1758 code for a protein of 583 amino acids. NCBI's taxonomy places the organism in Eukaryota, Metazoa, Chordata, Mammalia, Monotremata, Ornithorhynchidae. Gene Ontology annotation, molecular function: protein serine/threonine phosphatase activity; cation binding. Gene Ontology annotation, biological process: protein dephosphorylation. The transcript is spliced from 2 exons. The record is from RefSeq and is a predicted model, not a curated record.
UUUCCAAUGGGCCGGGGCCGCCGCCGCCGUCGCGGGGGGUGGAUGUUGCCGGCCCCCUGUUGUGAUGACAGGAGGAUGUGUGUGUGCCCCGGGCCCCGGAGGAUUGCGAUUCCGGCGCGGAGCCCGCGGCUGGCCCUGCUGUCCGAGGCGAUGCCGGCCCCGACCCGGCUGUUCUUCCCCCUGGUGCGGAACUGUGAACUGAGCAGGCUCUACGGCGGCGUCUGCUACUGUCACCACAAGCACCUCUGCUGCUCCGCCCCCCACGGCUCCCCGGACCGGCCGCGGUGCGCGCCCCAGACGGCGUUGGCCACUCUCUGGCGGCCCAGGGGGAGCGUGGAGCGGUACGCCUCGGCCCGGAGGUACGCGUCCACGCCCCAGAGGUUCUACCUGACCCCGCCGCAGGUCAACAGCAUCCUGAAGGCCAACGAGUACAGUUUCAAGGUCCCGGAAUUCGACGGGAAGAACGUCAGCUCCGUCCUGGGGUUCGACAGCAACCAGCUGCCGGCCAACGCCCCCAUCGAGGACCGGAGGAGCGCGGCCACGUGCCUGCAGACCCGGGGCAUGCUCCUCGGGGUGUUCGACGGCCACGCCGGCUGCGCCUGCUCCCAGGCGGUCAGCGAGAGACUCUUCUACUACAUCGCCGUGUCCCUCUUACCUCACGAGACCCUGCUGGAGAUCGAGAACGCGGUGGAGAGCGGGCGGGCCCUCCUCCCCAUCCUCCAGUGGCACAAGCACCCCAACGACUACUUCAGCAGGGAGGCCUCCAAGCUGUAUUUCAACAGCCUGCGGACUUACUGGCAGGAGCUGAUCGACCUCAACACGGGGGAGACGGCCGACGUCAAGGAGGCCCUCGUCAACGCCUUCAAGAGGCUGGACAACGACAUCUCCCUGGAGGCGCAGGUCGGGGACCCGAACUCUUUCCUCAACUACCUGGUGCUGCGGGUGGCGUUCUCCGGGGCCACGGCCUGCGUGGCCCACGUGGACGGCGUCGACCUGCACGUGGCCAACACCGGGGACAGCCGGGCCAUGCUGGGCGUCCAGGAGGAGGACGGCUCCUGGUCGGCCCUCACCCUGUCCCACGACCACAACGCGCAGAACGAGGACGAGGUGGAGCGGCUGAGGCUGGAGCACCCCAAGGCCGAGGAGAAGAGCGUGGUGAAGCAGGACCGGCUGCUGGGCCUGCUGAUGCCCUUCCGGGCCUUCGGCGACGUCAAGUUCAAGUGGAGCAUCGACCUCCAGAAGAGGGUCAUCGAGUCGGGCCCCGACCAGCUGAACGAUAACGAGUACACCAAGUUCGUCCCUCCCAACUACCACACGCCCCCCUACCUCACCGCCGAGCCGGAGGUCAUCCACCACCGGCUGAGGCCCCAGGACAAGUUCCUGGUGUUGGCCACCGACGGGCUCUGGGAGACCAUGCACAGGCAGGACGUGGUCAGGAUCGUGGGCGAGUACCUGACGGGCGUCCACCACCAGCAGCCCAUCGCCGUCGGGGGCUACAAGGUGACCCUGGGCCAGAUGCAGGGCCUCCUGACGGAGAGGAGGGCCAAGAUCUCCUCCGCCUUCGAGGAUCAGAACGCGGCCACCCAUCUCAUCCGCCACGCGGUCGGCAAUAACGAGUUCGGGGCGGUCGAUCACGAGCGCCUCUCCAAGAUGCUCAGUCUUCCCGAAGAGCUGGCUCGGAUGUACCGGGACGACAUCACCAUUAUCGUGGUCCAGUUCAACUCCCACGUCGUGGGUGCGUAUCGACACCGGGAGUAGGGCUCCCCCGGGGCCGGGGGGGGUGGGCCGCCGGCCAACACCCCCACGGGCGGGUUUGGACCGGAGCGGCCCGCCGCUCGGGCCGGCAGAUGAAAAUACUAACCCGAGAGCAGGUGGGGGGCGCCGGGGGGUCUGGGGGUCCACCCGAAACGUUGGCUCGUUUGAUGCCCCGAGCGGGGAGACGGGGAGAGGGCCGGCGAGCGGGUGCAUCCGGGAGGAUGGCGGAGUUGAAGGCCUCGGCCCGGGCAAGGCGGGGGUGAUCUGAGAUGGGCAAAGAAGAAUUCUGUGAGGAGAGACCUCUCAGAUUAGACGUUCCUCUAAGGAUAGAUUUCCUUUCGUCCGUCUGUGAACAGCAACCUGGAAUGAGCUCUUGAAUAGACGUAGACAGGAAAAAGAAAAAAAAAAAAACAAACCCCAAACGCAGUGCGCGGCGUCCCGGCCGUUGAAAGGAGGAAAGGCUGUUGACCGACGGCGCUGUCGGCCGGUUUCCAUUUAGAGUAACGUUUUUGGUUUUGUUUUUUCCCCUCACCAACAUGAUGCUUUUUGACGUCGUUCUUCCGUUGUGCGAUUUUUUCUUUCCCCCCCCCGCUUGUGAGCAUUUGCACAUUAUUCGUCUAUAUUUGUCUUGGUGGGGAAGAUGGUAGCUGUCGAGUACGAGAAUUUCAGACCCCGAAACUAAGAAGUCUGAAGUACUGUGAAAGUCAUCUUGAUUUCCUUUAGAAAAACGGGUCAUAUUUUAUUGCUCUCCCACGAUAUAAUUUAGGCACGUUUCGACUGCUACACUCUGAAGACCAAGUAUUUUUGCAUCUCAGCAUCAUCUUGGUAUUAAAUAAAGGGCGGGGGUGGGUUAAAAAAAAAAAAAAGCAACCCAGGAAGCAUUUCGCAACAUCUACACGUGAAGUGAAAGUGAGUGUCUGGCCCUUGCCAUGGAUGAGAAAAUCUUCAGUUGGGAUAACUGUGAUGUAUCCCGAAGUGAUUAAAAGCACUUUACCACCUCCAUCGCGGUUUCACACCAGGGAGUUCCCUGCGGGUUUGAUUAGAUUUUAAUGUUCUCUCCAAGCGGGAGAGGGAUCUCUUUAAUGUCUUGUUGGUGAUUAAAAAAAAAGAAAAAAAAGGUCAUCACUUGUUGAGCUUGAAUUAUGCCCCGUGUUUGGGAAGUCUGCAGCGGGAGGAGGAGGAAAGAUAGGGAUGUAUGCUUUUUCCCCUCGGCGUCAAGUCGGUUUCAGAUCUCCGAUUUAAAGAUUACCAAGUGCUUGAAACAUUCUGUGGCUUGUAAAUAGGAAUGUUCAAAAUACGCAUGUCUUAUAUUUAAUAAUCGACCGCGUUAUCAUCGGCCAAAAUACCUUAUUUGAUCAGCCUCAGUGAAGGGUGUCCCUUAUACCCACUGUGUCUGAGUAGAUGGAAGUACAUAUGAUAAAUACGCACAUGUUACCUUGUGGGAGCUCGUUUGAUCUACACAUAUCAGAAUACUUGGAAACUGGUACUUCCUCACCUUGUUUCAUUGUGGAUCAUUUACGGCUACGGACCUGUUUCCUCCGCCCUGGGCAAUACCGAUGGUCAAGGCCGGCCGUGACCGCCUGCUCCGUUCUGAAUUAGAAUGUUCCCCGUUUCCCAUUGCACAUUAAUUGGGAGACUUGGCAUUCUUUUCAUUCAAGGUUUAAACUGAACAAAAACUGGAUGUGCACGGUCUCUCUCUGUGGACUCUAUUUUCGGGCGACAUACUCGCUAAAUCUGUUUUGCUUGAGAAGGUAUUUACAGAGGCUUGCAGGUCAGGGGAUCGGACUCGAGUUUCUGGACCGCUUCACCGGCCGGCGUAGAAACUCUCAAGGGGGUCCGGAGGAAACGGAAAGGGCUCGGCCUUAUUUUCUACUCAGGAUGGGGCAAAGGCAUCUCUCGCUUAAUGUCACGAUGCAUCUCGGCGGGCUGUCGGAACAGAAGACCCCGUAUCGUUGACGUCCCUUCGGUCGUCGGAUGGCACGGAAGCCGGUGAAUCCGGCCUCCUGUCGGUCUGACCGGGGCGAUCCGUCGUUUUCUUCCAUUCUGUCUGAGAAUGUAAAAGCUCAGUCCUCUGCGAAAGCUGAAAGUGCCCAGUCCGGCGAUGAACCUUUAAAAAAAAAAAAAAAAGAGUCAAAUUGGGUGUGGGUAAUUGGAUUGGUGAUUCGUCCAAAAGUAAGGAUCGAAUUCAGCCUCGUCUCUGUCAGGCGAUUUCCAGAACUGAAGUUCUUGGUGGUUAGUGAAGAGAUUCUGAUCUCUUCCAUUGCCCUGUUCCAUGUUGAAAGUCCCGAAUGUAUCUAAGCGGUUGCAGUAUUUAGCUUUUCUGAAAUUUUUCUACUUGGUUACAACUUUCUAGCAUAUGCACUCGACUACUGUAUUUAUAUUUAAUCAGCGGUUCAUGGUAUUAUUUAUAAAAAGCCCAUAACUAGUGAGAUGUAAGACUUAUACUGUGCACAAUACUUGGUAGGAGAAACUUUGUUUCAUAUGAAGGAUGUUCCUGUACAAGAUGAUGUGAAAUGGUGUUUAUAUAUAAUUUGGAGAAUUAUUAUUAAAUGGAUUAAAGCAUCAUAACUGCUUUCUCAA